AUGGCCAGCCUCGACACCGAGAGGCUCAGCCUCGCGUUUCAAUCGCGGCCCGACCUCGUCGAGCAGAUCCGGGCCGCCGCGGCCAAAUCGCCGGCGCACACGCCGCUCUUCAACAGCAUUGCCGGCUACGUGUACGAGCAAGUGCAUGGCGGGGGCGAGCCGGCGCACAAGCGGCGACGCGUGGAGGCGGAGGACGAGGCGAACCGACACAGUCACAGUGCGCUGCCGGCGCGUCAAGGGACGGCAGAAACGGCAUCACAGAACGGAAGCACCGGCACCGGAGGCGGAGGAAGAGAACCCGACUUGCUCAGCGCUGCCGCGGCGGAGACGGUGCUGCUCGAGGUCAAGGACAUUUCGGUGUCGAUCCCGCAGCGCAAAAAGUACGACCUGUGCUUUACCAAGAACUACCUGUAUGCGCGGGCCGCCAACACGACGACGCCCGUGCCCGGCAUCGUCUACGCCUGGACGGAUUUUGAAUACGUCUUCUACCUCCCCGUGCCCGAAAAGACGCAGGUGCAGUACAACUACAUCCUCUUCCCGCGCCACGCGGCGCUCGCGUCGCUCUCGAAGCCGACGCCAGCAGCCGCAGCCGUGGCACCGACAGUCCCUCCUCCUCCUCCUCCCACGACCGAGCCGCUUGUCUUUACGGUGCCCGCCACCGCACCGAAACCGGGCCAGGUCGGCGGGCCCUCGGCCGGCCUCGCGGCCGCCGUGUCCGACUCGUACACGACGCUCUUUCACUGGGCCAUUGAGGGCCAGCUGCGGUCCGCCGAGAACGUGUAUCUGGCGCGGCAGCGCACCAUCAUCGUGGCCGCCGACCCCAACGUGUUCCACAGCGCCGCGCGCCAGCCGUUCCGCCCGGCCGAGAAGGCCGUGCACGUGCGCGCCUUCCGCGGCAGCAAGGACGGCUACCUGUUCUUCCUGCCGACCGGCAUCCUCUGGGGCUUCAAGAAGCCGCUGCUGUUCUUGCCGCUCGACCGCAUCGUCGCCGUCAGCUACACCAACGUGCUGCAGCGGACCUUCAACAUUGUGGUUGAGGUGGACGUGGGGGCGGGUACGGGCGCCGACGACAACGAGGAAGUCGAGUUUGGCAUGCUGGACCAGGAAGACUACGGCGGCAUCAGCGAGACGUACGUCCAGCGGCACAACCUGCAAGACCGCAGCAUGGCGGAGCGGCGCAAGGCGAAGCGGGAGCUGGCCGAGAACGCGCGGGGCGACAAGACGGCCAACGGCGAGGGCGGCGCCGACGGUGGCGCGGCCGGGGCCAGCGGAGACGGCGUGCCGGACGACGGGUUGACGGAGCUGCAGCGCGCCGAGCAGCGGCUGCAGGAUGAAGAGGACGAGGACGAGGAGGACUACGAUCCGGGCAGCGACGGGGACAGCGACGGGUCUGGGAGCAGCGACGAAGAGGGCACCGAGGAUGGCGAAGAAGUAGAAGGAGAUGAGGACGAGGACGGCGAAGAAGGCGAGGACGGCGAUGAGGAGUGA
Sporothrix brasiliensis 5110 is the source of this 1488-nucleotide messenger RNA. Its product is annotated as negative regulator of DNA transposition protein. The record is from RefSeq and is a predicted model, not a curated record. NCBI's taxonomy places the organism in Eukaryota, Fungi, Ascomycota, Sordariomycetes, Ophiostomatales, Ophiostomataceae. The transcript is spliced from 2 exons. Gene Ontology annotation, molecular function: histone binding; nucleosome binding. The coding region runs from base 1 to 1488 and encodes 495 amino acids.